GCCCUUUCUGUAAAACCUGUCCUACCAGUUCCUAACCGACAACAAAUUUAACCGUCUAGGACAAGAAGUGACGGUUUGGGACAAAGCUAACGCCUUUAUUCUCAGUCAUCGUAACCUUUUCGAAUGUUUUCUAGUGAAUUUCUGUACUUGUAAAGGUUUCCACACCUGGCUACUCAGGUUACGCGGUUCUUGGAUUUUUUUCCAGUCCGCCAUCUUAGUUUUCGGACAGUGCACUGCAGACAAAGACAGCAGACGGAAGCCUGUAGACCAUCGUCUCAGCAGCUUUAUUCUAAGGACUGAAUACAGAGACUAACCCUUCAUCAUGGUACACGGAAUAAGAUACAGAAUCGCGGGGAUUGUGAUCGGUUUCUGCGCCUUGGUGUUUGCUGUAGUGUCUAUAGCGUCCACUAGCUGGCUGACCUAUGACGGGUACUGGGAGGACGGGCUGUUCAGACGCUGUUGGUGGGACUGGACGCUAGGAUGCAAACAGAUCGGACCAGAAGACCCCGCAGACGGCCGUAUGUGGUUCCACGGUGUCCGGUUCUGCGCCUUGUUUGGUCUCUUCCUGGUGUUCGCUUCGUUCAUCAUGGCGGUGGUGGGCCUGGCCAAGAACGGCACGGCCGCCGACAAGCCGCUGGUGUCGGGUAUCGUCAUGAUCAUAGCCGCUAUCCUGCUGCUGUGCGGUGUGAUCGUGUACACAGCCUACACAGGAGACCCCGUGGUGGGGAACAUCACGCACUACGGCUGGUCCUUCAUCCUGGAGUGGAUCGCCUCCGGGCUGGCCUUCAUCUCCGGCGGGCUGCUCAUCAGCGCCUGGGACUCAGGCUACUACUCCUACCCCACGGACAAGACCAUCUUGACUUAGGCUUAGGUCACAUUUCCAAACCGGGGCCCGGCCGGGAUGUUUUAAGAAACGAAUGAUUAAACCGUAUACCUAGAAAUCUACACAAACCAUGCCCAUGAAUCUUGUUUUGACAUUUUGUGUAUUUUGAUGUCUUUUAUAUAACCCUUUUCGUUCCCGAAAGCUGCCCGGCCGGGCUGUUUGUGAAAACGAAAAAUAGAAAUGUAUACGUAGAAAUGUACACAAAUAAUGCACAUGACUAUUCUUGUUACGUCUUGUAUAGUUUGAUGUCUUCUAAAUCAUACUUUUCGUUCCCGAAAGCUGCCCGGCCGGGCCCCGGUUUGGAAGGGACCCGUAGGCCUUAGAGAGGACUUACAAUGUCACACGUACAAGAGAUGUUGGUGGCACUGAGUAUAUUUUUCGGGCAAGAUUAACUGAUGUAUGUAAACAUGUAACGGAUGGAUUAUGUGCAAAUCGACGCAGUGCGAAUCAAUGAAUUGUAUAUUUUAUGAAUGAAUUAAUUCGAAAUAGUUUAGAAAUCUGGCUUAAAAGCGUAUACGUACACGUGGCAAGAAAUAUACAUUAGACUCUUCAUUAGCCGUAUAAUUGAUAUACGAGAUACAUUUAGCAUGUACAAUAUCACUUCUUUUAGCUGGCGUAGUAUGUUUGGUUUACGAAUGUUGGCGUAAGGGUGUUUGGUGUAGGCAUUUUCUCUUGUUUGUAAACUGAUCUCUCCUUAGGUUAGUGUUCUCUUUUGUACCUACGUCGUUUUUUGAUAGAAAAUAUAGACGAAGUACUAUAGUAUUUACAUUUACAUUAACUAUAUAAUGUCCUUAAAAUACAACCUUAAAGAGAUUUUAUAUGUCAGCGAUUACUGUACAAAAUACUUUGGUAAGAUUUUUAAGGUUGGCUAUGCAUAUGCCUGUAUUUUCAACCGAAGAAAUGCACCGACUGCACUCUAUAAGUAUUGUAUACUCUAUCUUAUCAAAUCAUUGAAAAGUUAAGCUUUCUACAAAAAACGUCCAUAAUCAUGUUUGUAUAUCUCAAUUAAACGGACAAGACGAGGUCUAUA
Messenger RNA from Branchiostoma floridae (Florida lancelet), 1913 nucleotides. Its product is annotated as epithelial membrane protein 1-like. Gene Ontology annotation, cellular component: plasma membrane. The record is from RefSeq and is a predicted model, not a curated record. The transcript is spliced from 3 exons. The coding region runs from base 323 to 865 and encodes 180 amino acids. NCBI's taxonomy places the organism in Eukaryota, Metazoa, Chordata, Leptocardii, Amphioxiformes, Branchiostomatidae.